AAAAAGUUGUGGCCAAAUCAAUUAGCUGCGUUACAUUUUCUUCAUUUCGCGUUGCUUAUCAUGUAUAUGUUGUUUGUGUUGGAGUAAAGUGAAUAGUAUUGCUGUCCCCCACAUCUUUCAAUGAAUCCCGCUGAGCUUGAAUUCCUUUCAGAAGAGGAGGGUUUAACUAUUGUACCUAGGUUUAAACUAGAUAUUGUUAAGUUGCUCAACACUACUAUUGGUCCUUUCUUCCCAAAUGUACCAACUACUGUCCCACUUUGGGUUGCUCUUCAUUUACGAGGACAACAAAAAUGUCGUAUUAUACCUCCAGCUUGGUUAACUUUGGAGAAGUUGAACGAAUGGAAAGAGUCUGAAGAGAAUGAUUCUGGAUGUACAUCUCCACCACAUCCUCAAUAUAUUGAAAUUAGUACCCUUCUCUUACAACAUGCACCUGAAGACAUACCAAAUCCUGAAAGUAUACGUAAUACUGUUCGUGAUGUAUGGGAUUUACGUGUCGGAAAGCUGCUAUCAUCUCUGAAUGGCUUUCUGUCUAGUGGAUCAUCAACAGCACGUGUUAGCCAGUUAACUAACAUGGAAUUGUCCACCAUACAUAAUCUAUUAACUAAUUCAAUGGAUCAAUUAUCUUUAUUACGUCAGGCUACUUCACAGACAGUUGAAUACGCUGGCGGUGGAUCAGUUAAUCGAACAUCAUUUUUAAAUUCAUCUUCAAUGGGAAACUGAAAUAAUAAUGAAAAUUAUUUUCUACUUGUUUUUAUGCAUUUGUUACAUUCAAAUUUUUAUAUGUUUGAAAUGUUUUAGUAUGCAUUUUGUGGAUGUUUUGUGUGUCUGACCCCCCGAGUUUGAUGUUUAUGUUGGAAUAAUGUACAUAGAUUCUAUUUUUCUUUUUUGUUCAAUAGAAAUAUUAUCAUUUUUUGAAGAGGAAAAUAAUCAUCCCUUCACUUCAAAUGUACAGUUAUUUUUUUUAUAAAAAAGAAAGUUAAAUUUACGUGUAUUAAUAAUAAUUUUUUAUGAUGAAAUAUGAAAUCGUACACAGGUGUAUCAAAUCUAGCA
Molecule: messenger RNA, 1050 nt
Organism: Trichobilharzia szidati
Lineage: Eukaryota; Metazoa; Platyhelminthes; Trematoda; Strigeidida; Schistosomatidae
Source: the annotation of a GenBank genome assembly